Molecule: messenger RNA, 507 nt
Organism: Striga hermonthica
Lineage: Eukaryota; Viridiplantae; Streptophyta; Magnoliopsida; Lamiales; Orobanchaceae
Source: the annotation of a GenBank genome assembly
AUGGCCCGAUACGACAGAGCAAUCACUGUUUUCUCGCCGGAUGGCCACCUUUUCCAGGUUGAGUACGCUCUCGUAGCCGUGCGCAAGGGUAACGCCGCCGUCGGUGUUCGGGGCACCGAUACUAUCGUACUUGCCGUCGAGAAAAAUCCGCUCCUAAGCUUCAGGAUUUCAGACCCAUCCGGCACAUUCUCUGCGUGGAAAGCCAAUGCUACUGGCAGAAAUUCAAACUCUAUUAGAGAGUUUCUGGAGAAGAAUUACAAGGAGACAUCUGGACAGGAAACCAUCAAGUUGGCAAUCCGUGCUUUGCUGGAGGUUGUGGAGAGCGGAGGAAAGAACAUUGAAGUUGUCGUGAUGACUAAAGAUCACGGUUUACGGCAGCUUGAAGAAGUUGAUAUUGAUGCCAUUGUUGCCGAGAGGCUGAGAAAGCUGCUGCUGAGGAUGCCAAGAAGACUCCUUCAACCAGAGAAGCUUCAUGAAUAUUCAAAUACUUUUAUGUGGAGCUUUUGA